Molecule: messenger RNA, 2080 nt
Organism: Oncorhynchus kisutch (coho salmon)
Lineage: Eukaryota; Metazoa; Chordata; Actinopteri; Salmoniformes; Salmonidae
Gene: bag1
Product: BCL2 associated athanogene 1
Exons: 7
Coding region: 851-1456 (201 amino acids)
Biological process (GO): protein stabilization
Cellular component (GO): cytoplasm; nucleus; cytosol
Molecular function (GO): protein-folding chaperone binding; adenyl-nucleotide exchange factor activity
Source: RefSeq, a predicted model, not a curated record
GCGUCUGUGGAGCUGCAGUACCGCCAGUCCCCUCCGUGUACAUGGGAUGGCGUGCUUUCCAACCGGAACCCUGGUCUCUUGCGUUUUCACUCAUGCUACACAGAAAUGGCGGAGAAUACAGUGACGGUCACUGUUGCUUACGGUUCUACGAAGCACAGCAUCACGGUAACGGGGCUGGACGGGAACGAACCGAUACUGAAGGACCUUUCUGAUGCUCUGGUUCAGGUUACCGGGGUCCCGAUGCCUGCACAGAAACUCAUCUUUAAAGGGAAGUCACUGAAGGAGAUGGAGGAGAGUCUGUCCAGCUUUGGAAUCAAACAGGGAUGUAAACUCAUGAUGAUUGGAAAGAGGAACAGCCCAGAGGAGGAGUCUGAGCUGAAGAAGUUGGUUUGAAUACAGACCUGUGUGUUGUCUCCUCUCAGAACAGUCCAGAGGAGGAGUCUGAGCUGAAGAAGUUGAAGGACAUUGAGAAGUCAGUAGAACAGACGGCUAAGAAACUGGAGAAGGUGGAUGGAGAGCUGACAGGCCUGAAGAAUGGGUUCCUAGCUAAAGACCUGCAGGCUGAGGCGCUGGGGAGACUGGACCAAAGAGUGAAGGUGGCAUCUGAACAGUUCAUGAAGAUUCUAGAGCAGGUGGACUCUAUGACUUUACCAGAGAACUUUGGUGACUGUCGGAUGAAGAAAAAGGGUCUAGUAAAAACAGUUCAGGGAUUCCUGGCUCAGUGUGACAAGAUUGAAGCAGGGAUUUUAGACCACUUGGCUAAGAUCCAGUCUAAGAACCUGGCCCUGGCAGAUUCUUAGAUCUACUAGUUCACAGAGAUCUACUGGGUCACCAUCUGGGAUCUGCCGUCAUGUCCAUCUCUCUGCUGCUCCACAUCUCUGUCCCUGCCCUGGUCUCCACGCUGCUCUACGUCUCUGUCCCUGCCCUGGUCUCCACGCUGCUCCACAUCUCUGUCCCUGCCCUGGUCUCCACGCUGCUCCACAUCUCUGUCCCUGCCCUGGUCUCCACGCUGUUCCACAUCUCUGUCCCUGCCCUGGUCUCCACGCUGCUCCACGUCUCUGUCCCUGCCCUGGUCUCCACGCUGCUCCACAUCUCUGUCCCUGCCCUGGUCUCCACGCUGCUCCACAUCUCUGUCCCUGCCCUGGUCUCCACGCUGCUCCACAUCUCUGUCCCUGCCCUGGUCUCCACGCUGUUCCACAUCUCUGUCCCUGCCCUGGUCUCCACGCUGCUCCACGUCUCUGUCCCUGCCCUGGUCUCCAUGCUGCUCCACAUCUCUGUCCCUGCCCUGGUCUCCACGCUGCUCCACAUCUCUGUCCCUGCCCUGGUCUCCACGCUGUUCCACAUCUCUGUCCCUGCCCUGGUCUCCACGCUGUUCCACAUCUCUGUCCCUGCCCUGGUCUCCACGCUGUUCCACAUCUCUGUCUCUGCCCUGGUCUAUUCCAACGUAGUGCUUUAGUUUGGGACAGAGACCUAUGUGGGAGCCCUAUCAGGCCAAAGCAAGGACACUAAAUAAGGAGUGACAUUUAUGAGCUGUUGUAAUGUAUUUAUUUAGCAUGGCAACAUGCAGCAGAGUACCCUUAUACUGAGCCCUCCGUGUGUGUGCUGGGGUAGAGAAGACAACACUGACUGUUGCAGCCUUUGGUCCUUAGGGACUUAAGAAAAGGGUGCUGUGUAUGUAGGAUAUUUUAACAAAGUAAAAGAACCAAAUGAAAUAAUCCUUCAGACUUUGAUGUGUGGUGUUUGCUGAUACGUGUUGCUAUUACAGAGACUGCUGAUAUUGAGCUGGUGACUGAUUCUGUGCUGCUUUCUAGUGACAGGAUGUGAUGUCACUAAUGGUCGGUCUGACCAGUGACCGGAUGUGAUGUCACUAAUGAUCAGUCUGACCAGUGACAGGAUGUGAUGUCACUAAUGGUCAGUCUGACCAGUGACCGGAUGUGAUGUCACUAAUGAUCAGUCUGACCAGUGACAGGAUGUGAUGUCACUAAUGGUCAGUCUGACCAGUGACAGGAUGUAAUGCUGACUGCCUAGUGGAACCAUGUUACAGUGUGUCGUUUCAGAUAAAAAGCUGUUGUGAUUUAAA